GGUGCCGCCGGCGGAUCCAGCGCGGAUCGGCCCAGCAUGGAGGGGACGCGGCGCGCCCUGCUCUGCCUCGCCGCCGCCUGCUGCCUGCUCUGCGCCCUGCCAGCAGAGGGUCAGAAGACAGCAGAGGCCUUGGUGUCACUGUCGCCUUUUCCUAGCACAGUGCUAACCUCGCUUCAGCCCAGGGAAGCCUCUGACGUCAGUCCAGUGACUGCUGCCAUUCCUCAGACAGGCCUGGAGAAAAACCUGACUGCUGCAACACUCAGUGCCACGGGGGCCCACGCUACAGAGGUGGAUGAUGCCUUCAUCCCCACCACCCCCAUGGCAGGCUCCAAGGCAGAGAGACUGCAGGCUUCUACCACUGCCAGUCCUGGGGACAUCGCAGUUACACAUCCUGAGCAUGACAACAUGAGCUUGUCAGUCAACAGCAGCACUGAAAUCCCCUCCCUUACCUUGACUGCGAGCACUCUGGAAGAAAACCAGCCCAGCCAUGAAGCCACAGAACCUUUCAGCACAACUGAAGAAACAGAUGAUGCCAGCAGUGCAACCCCCACGCCUCCUCUGAACACUGGGCCGGCAACAACUAACAGCUCUCAGUCAGGGCUUUUUGAUGGGCAGACCCCGAGGCCCACAGCAGCAAGGUCUGAAACCAAGCCAGGAACGAGCCCUGUGGGUGCCACAGAGGAGAGCACUGUGGAGCCCAGAACUUCCUCUGCUCCCAUCUCCACUGUACGGAGCACGUCCUUCGCUACUGCCUCCAGUACAGUGACAGUGACACCCCUUGUGACCAGCUCCAUGUCUGCCAGCACAGCUGCCAUCCCCACCAGCACGCCCACACUGGCACAGUCAUUGGAGCCCAGGCAAGAGAAGACUUCUGUGUUGGAUGUUGGUGAUGAUAAUUCAGAGCUCCCCAGUUUGGCUGGUAAAGCGAGGGCUGACCCCUUGGUAAUCACUGUGAUCUCCGUGUUCAUUGUCAUGGUGGGCAUCCUGGCCCUGGUGGGCUUCCUGCGCUACCGCCAGCACAACAACCACAUGGAGUUCCGGCGCCUGCAGGACCUGCCCAUGGAUGACAUGAUGGAGGACACCCCUCUCUCCCUCUACAGCUACUAGGCAACCAGGCUGUCUACUGCCCAGAGGAAAAGGCCUUGAGGACUCAGCCCCAGACGAUCUGCUGAGGAAUGAGGGGCUGUGAUUUGCACACAACUGAAAGAUCCUUUUCAGAUGGUUUUUGGUUUUAGACAUUUUCAAUAGUUCAGUGUUGAAGUUUCUAUGCUGCAAAUCAGAGCCCAAGUCUGACCCUUUUCUUCAGGCUCUCCUCAAAACAAUGCCCUAAAGAGUUGUCUCCUCCUUUUAGUGUGGCAACCAAUUAGCCAAAACAACCUUUGCCAUGGUGUUCUGCGUGGAUCUCUUCUGUUGAUCUUGGUGGCUGCUGCUUUCAAAGGAGGUGGGCAAGUGUUUCAGAUUAGGGCUCUUAACUCUGGUGGUGUCAGCACAGUGCCAGCAAAGGAGACUGCUGUUUUCUAAGGAAGCCAAGGAUGUGGAAAUCAGUUCUCUUGGGCUCCCUCUUGUUCUGUAUUUUUAAGGUUGUUUGUUUUGGGGGUUUUCUUGCACUUUUGUUUUUGUUCCUGUUUCAGCUUUAGUCCCAGGAUUGGCAUUACCCAUCCUGAAACACCUACAGGAGGAUAAAAGACUACUCUGCUUCCUUCCUAGAUGCAUACCUUUUCUCCUCAACCAGGGAAAAGAGUUUUGUGGCCACUGGAGAAGUGCGCCUGCUGCUUGAUGUUGCUUUGAAGUUGCUGGGAGGAAAUUGAACAUAAUAUUACCUUAACUGAGCUUGAUAGGACUCAGUCUAUUGCCAAUUAGACACACUAAUUUGGUCUCACCACAAUUAGGAAACCGUGUCUCCUACACUUGAUGCUUUUGACAUAUGUGUAAACUCCUUUCCCAGGCCCAGUAAAUGCUUUAGUCCAUUUCCCUGCCUGGGCUAACACAAGCUUUUCCUCAGGUACCUCCUACUUUGCUUCUAGCAUCUGGUUGCUGGAAGUUGUA
Molecule: messenger RNA, 2046 nt
Organism: Serinus canaria (Common canary)
Lineage: Eukaryota; Metazoa; Chordata; Aves; Passeriformes; Fringillidae
Product: mucin-5AC-like
Exons: 5
Coding region: 37-1107 (356 amino acids)
Source: RefSeq, a predicted model, not a curated record